Messenger RNA from Gadus morhua (Atlantic cod), 4940 nucleotides. It is a transcript of the gene syt6a, whose product is annotated as synaptotagmin VIa. The coding region runs from base 575 to 1831 and encodes 418 amino acids. Gene Ontology annotation, molecular function: calcium-dependent phospholipid binding; clathrin binding; calcium ion binding. Lineage: Eukaryota; Metazoa; Chordata; Actinopteri; Gadiformes; Gadidae. Gene Ontology annotation, biological process: calcium-ion regulated exocytosis. The transcript is spliced from 7 exons. Gene Ontology annotation, cellular component: exocytic vesicle; plasma membrane. The record is from RefSeq and is a predicted model, not a curated record.
AGUGGCGCGUUUGUCCGCAACAGUUGAAGUGAGAGAUCAUUGAGCCUGUGUGACGGAUCUGUGGACUGUGUGAGGGACCUGCCCCCAGACAUUUGCAGUACAGUAGCCUGCUGAUUUGCUCGCUCAGACUCCAGUGCCAUAGAAACUCGGUUCCUGAGUGCAGUGAACGCUCAUUCGGUCGAGGAGCCGGCAAAGGGAGAGGAUCAAGAGAAAUAAAGAAGAAAAAGGAAAGAACAGAUAAGACAGAGAAGGAUAGAGAGGAAAAAGAACAUAGGGCGUGAAGUGUGUGGAAAGGAAGAGAAAAGUGGAGAACACUGUCAACGACCCAGCCUUCGGGCUCCUGCGUGCCGUGCUCGUGGUGUGUGGCCUUGCCCUGCUGGGCCUGCUCGCCCUCGCCUCCUGGAAGCUGUGCCUGGUGCCGUGGCGAAGCAAGACGCUGCUCUCCAGCCCGGCCGGCCCCCCCGCGCAGCCCCGCCCCCUCCGGUCAGCGUCUCUGUCACCGUCGCCGACGCCCGGCCCCCAGCAGCAGCAUCUGCUGCCGCUACCCCCGCCGUCGUCGCCGGCCGCCGUCGCCAUGGCAACGGAGAAGGGGAAGGACCACCCCUUGGGGUCCAUGGGUUUCCUGGAGGCGGCGGUGAAGAUCAGCCACACGUCGCCGGACAUCCCCACCGACGUGCAGCUGUCCAUGCGCGAGCACUUCCUGCGGCGCACGCAGCGCAUGACGCGGCAGGCCACUGAGCCCGCCUCCUCCACCAGGCACAACUCCUUCAAGAGGCACCUGCCCAGACAGAUGCAGGUGGGCAGCCUGGACCUGGGCAAUGACUACAUGCCGGACCUGGACGAGAAGUCCACCAGCAUCGGCCGCAUCAAGCCAGAGCUGUACAAGCAGAAGACCCUGGAGGCGGAGGAGUCCGACAAGUACACGGGCAUCAACUGCGGCCGCAUCAACUUCUCCCUCAAGUACGACUACGAGAACGAGGCGCUGCUGGUGAACAUCCUGCGCGCGCUGGACCUGCCCGCCAAGGACCUGUGCGGCAGCUCCGACCCCUACGUCAAGGUGUACCUGCUGCCCGACCGCAAGAAGUUCCAGACACGCGUCCACCGCAAGACGCUCAACCCCACGUUCAACGAGAGCUUCCAGUUCCCCGUGCCCUACGACGAGCUGGCCAUCAGGAAGCUCCACAUGAGCGUCUUUGACUUUGACCGCUUCUCCCGCCACGACAUGAUCGGAGAGGUGGUGCUGGAAAACCUGUUGGAGACGUCUGACCUGUCCCGGGAGACGGCGAUGUGGAGGGACAUCGAAUACUGCACCACUGAGAAUGUGGACCUAGGUGAGAUCAUGUUCUCCCUGUGCUACCUGCCCACUGCGGGGCGUCUCACCCUCACAGUCAUCAAGUGCAGGAACCUCAAGGCCAUGGACAUCACCGGCUACUCAGAUCCUUACGUCAAGGUGUCGCUGAUCUGCGACGGCAAGCGCCUGAAGAAGAAGAAGACGACCAUCAAGAAGAACACUCUGAACCCCACCUACAACGAGGCCAUCAUCUUCGACAUCCCCCCCGACAGCAUGGACCACGUCUGCCUGCACAUCUCCGUCAUGGAUUACGACUUGGUAGGUCAUAAUGAGAUCAUCGGUGUGAUGCGUGCUGGAUGCAGCGCUGAGGGACUUGGCCGGGACCACUGGAACGAGAUGCUGGCGUAUCCGCGCAAGCCCAUUGCUCACUGGCACCACCUGCUGGAGUCCAAGAAGUCGGAGAAAGAGUGGAAGGCGAGGACGGCGAGCUUCGACAGCCAGGGCUCCUGCCCUUCACCCAGACCCCCCGCCAGUCCCUGAACCCCCACCACCACCUGGGACCCAGACCCAGAGCCAGAUCACGACGGCUCCCUCCUGCUGAUCCCACUUCCCCCUCUACCUGGAGAGAAAAGACCAACACCACCCCCCUCGCACCGACACCCUACCCAACCCUCCCUCUACUCGCCCGCGGUCCCCCUGGUCUUCCCACUGACUGAUGUUCUAGGCGGGGGGAUCUGGCGUCUUGUCGCUGGGUUCGUAGCUGGAACAUGGACACGCCGCUUUCAGGGGGGCAGACGACACCGGAGAAAGACGAGCUGAUGUAACUCUUUGUGGUGUUGAUGUGGUGUUUGAACAGCCUCCCUCUUCGUCUGUCCUCUCCGGAGGGGAGUUUUCUGACUUCCAGUCGUCCAGACGUUGUCCGUAGAUCGUGUGCGUUACCACCUCCAUGCGGAGGGAAGAAUGGGAAUAGCAUCCCAGUGUGCUCCCUUGUCCACGCUGCACGUUGAACAUUAAUCUGGGAGCAGUGAAGACGUUGUUUCGAUGGAGGAUACCCUUGAGCCUACCGUCCCCCGUCUCCCACCUUAGGGGAGCCAAGGGGGGGAAUGGGUGUUGGCCAGCCUAGGAGAGAGAGGUACUUUCAAGGAAGCCUUGAGAACAUUUUCUUUGAAAAACAGUUUUCUCGCUUGUGGAUAUUUCUCAGUACUCUAAUAGCACACUUCAAUUCUCCUCUUAUUAAUAUGGCCCAGGCAAAUUAUAACUCAACUGAAACUAAAAAGUACACAAACAAAGGGUUUUCAAACAAACCGAGGGAGAAAAUAUAGACAAAAAACAACUGUUAAACAUAAUUUCUUUCCAGUUUCUUUAGUAAAGUAAGCAACUCUGCCAGGCUUUGCUCACAUAACAGCUUAACAUAUAAUAACAAUAAUUAUUACUAAAUUAUUAAGAAAGAACUAAGGGGUAUUUUAUGCACCUUAAAUUAACCGGUGUUUAACUACAACAAUUUGAAAUGACUUUACUUUUCUUGCAUACCCUUCCCUCAUUCAAAAAGUAGCAUAAUUUACCUGUAGCAUAGCGUAGACGUAGCUAAACCUACCAUAGCACAUACAAAACAAGACCAAUAAACGAAUGGCAGAGCACCAACACACAAACGUGCUUCACUUACGUUUAAAUAUGCGACCCAAAUAUGCUGCAAAAAAAGUCACAUACAAAAUCAUUAAAAAACACAGCCACCGUUUCAUCAUUGUCAAAAUGAUUAUGUAUGCGUACAGCAUAUUUCCAAGGGAGUCAUUCCCGACCCCCCAGGGCUUCGCUCCACAGAGAAGAACGCUACACACCCUUACCUCCGCCUGGUGUUAUCAUGUUUGUUAUGAAGGUCCUCACAGAAGACAACAUGGUGUUGUUGUGGGGGGACUGGGGAGUCAAACACACUGCACUUCUUUGUCAAUUGCUUAUCGUUUCUAUGUACAGAUUAACGGUGUGUAUAGUUAUAUGAUGUGUGUGUGUGCUUCUAUGUAUGUGUGUGUGUGUGUGUGUGUGUGUGUGUCUGUGUGUGUGUGUGUGUGUGUGUGUGUGUGUGUGUGUGUGUGUGUGUGUGUGUGUGUGUGUGUGUGUGUGUGUGUGUGUGUGUGUGUGUGUGUUUAUGACUGUACAUUUUAUGCUUGUGACAGAAAUUCACAAAUAGAAAAGAGAAGAGAACAUUAACUAUUUUUAGUGUUUGUAGCCAUGCUGAUAACCUGAGAACCCACAAGUCUUUUAUCUUGUUUUGAACUGAAUAAUGUGUCCGGGUGUGAAGAUUAAACAUAUAUAUAAUUGCCAUUGAGAGGUCACAAGCUACCAUAUGGUCUAAUAUUUGCUGUAAGUUUUAAUAUCUAGGAUAAACAUUGCUCAAUUUACCGACAUGUUAUGUUAUUUUAGCACAAAAUCUUUAGACUAGUAAGACUUUGUUUAUCAAGUUAAGUUACACUUGUAUUUGUGGUUAGAUACAAAUACAUAUCUAUCUAUCUAUCUAUAUAUAUUUGUUAUAUUUGUUGUUAACAUCUGGACUUUUUUGUUGUUGUUGUUGUUGUUGUUGUUGUAGUAGGAUUGCACACAUUUCAAUGAACUCAGGCUUGGAUAUUUUUGCCUAGAAGAGUUUAAAAAGGCACUUGUUAGAAACCAAUUGCCAAAAAACAGCGAGCAACUAAUUCAAUAUGUAUGUAUGUAUGCAUGGGGCAUUCAGACUCCCUGCGGAAACAUAUUUAGUGUUGAGUUAUCGAAAGGCAAUGAAAGGGUUAAAGAUUUUCUCAACAGAAAAAUCAGGAAUAGUAAUUCAGCAUCUCAUAGUAACCGAAGCAUAGCGAGCCGUAUCGUAAAUCUCAUCCACUUGUUUAGGUAGACCAACGUGGGAGCCAACAAUGGUCUGAUUCAGUAAGCAGACCUACAAAAGACGGGAGGUAGUUUUACCUCUUUCUUUAGUGAGUGCAGUGGUACUCACGAGUACAGAGAACAGUGCUUCUGGAGGAACAUGUGGCCUAAUUGGUGCUUGUUAUGCCUAGAAGGUCCGUCAACAUAUUAUUGUUUUUGCUUGGCACAAUUCCUCAAUCCCCCACUCCACACCCCUUUCUGAAAAUGUGACUGUUUGAAAUGUUUGUCUCACACUCUUCAUUGUGGACUAUUGGUGGACUUUCUCAGAAAUAAUGGCAUUGGUAAUAUAUUUUCUACACAGAAUAUUUUAGUGUAAUAUUGGAAGCAAGUGGUUAAAAAAAAGAAGUUGUUUCUUUUCUAAGAUGUAAUUUAUGAUGGUCAUAUGUUUCUCUGAACAUGUGCUGUGUUUCCAUAGUAGAAUAUAUACCUGUUAAUUCAAUUCGCCUUAAUUUAUGGACUGUUUUAAGACCUACAAGCUUUGGCUAAGAUCUGUAGUGUUCCUUAAGGUCUUGUAAUCCUUCCAACCAUUAUGGAAAGUAAUGACUUUCCAAUUUUAUAUUGAACAAUUUGUACUUGUACUACACAUGUUUGAGUAAAUGUCCUUUUGAUUGAAACCAAAAGAUUUGACCCUAUAGUUCAGAAAAACAAAUAUAUUUUCAGUUUUCCUUAGACAUCCCAGAUCGUUAUGAUGACUCAUGAUAAUAUGUGAUUACAUCAAAUUAAAUAAAUCUUGAAUAUAUUCAUG